AUUCUUGGUUCGUUCUUCUUAGGCUCAGCACCAUCAUCGUGGCUCGUGGAUCGCGCUCAAGAUCGCGUUUUCUGCACACCACUUUUUCUAUAACACCUCUCUAGGAAACUGAAGAAAUUUUUAUUUCUCGAGGAUUUUUUUUUGUAUGUAGAAGAAUUGUGAGCUGUGAUUUUGUGUCAUUUAAGUGAUUUUUGGGACUUUGCUGACAAAGUGUCUUCCGGAGGACAAUAACUUUUCUAUUGAGGGAGCAACAGAUAAAGUGUGUUGUGCGUGUUGUCAAUAUAGAAAUUCUCGUGGACUUUGAGAGAAAUUCUUAUCCAAAAGAAGUUCUCGGGAAAGGCAAAUCUCCCCAACAGUGCUUCUGAAAGAUAUUUUAUGUUGAAGGAAUAAAUCUCGUGCAGUAAUUAAGAGAUCUUAAUUAGCGAAAUGUGGAAAUUUAUUCUCAUCACCGUGUUCUUCGCACUGAAUGUUCUGGCGGAUGACACUGUCAAGGCAAAAUCCACGGAGCGCCAAAUUAGAGCCAUUUCGACAAAUUGCCCAAGAUUGUGUCCCCCACUGGGAGCAUCUCUGGAACCCGUUUGUGGCUCAGAUGGCUACAUCUACUCCAAUCUCUGUGAGAUGAAGAAGAAGACCUGCUCCAAGACAGGUCCAAACAUUGUAUCAGAAGAUGACAAUGGCUGCGAAAGGGCUUCGGGAUCCAAAUGUGGCCAUCGGUGUCCAUCUGAGAAGGAUCCAGUGUGUGGAACAGAUGGGAGGACGUACUUAAACAGGUGUAUGCUGCGUGUCCAGGCGUGUCGCGUGGGGAUGGCCGCCGUGUCAAUGGCCCACGUGGGGCCCUGCGCCAACAUCAGUGCAAUCAGAGAAUCGUGUCCCGUGGACUGUAACAGUGCUCCUCAAGAUGGACCAGUUUGUGCUUCCAAUGGAAAUGUCUACAACUCAACGUGUCAGAUGAAGCUCCAGACGUGUGGACAGGGAGUCGUGCGAACAAACAGAAAACACUGCCAGAGUACCAGGAACUGCCGAGAAUCUUGCUGGCGAGUAGCCAGACCUACUUGUGGCUCAGAUGGACGGAUCUACCCAAGUGCCUGCAAGAUGCGCUCAGCCAAUUGCGGUCGUCACGUCUUCGAAGUCCCAAUGUCUUUCUGUAUGUCCCAGGAACGAGCAGGAUCUGGCAAUCACAUCGAGGACUGUCCCACUGAGUGUCCACCACCAGCUUCUGAGGAUGAGAUGGUGUGCGGCAGCGAUGGAAACAUCUAUUCAUCCGGAUGCGAACUCAACAUGCUCAACUGUGGAAGGCUCAGCUCGUCAGAUUCCUACCAGAAUUUUUUGGCCGGCCCCAAAAAUCCUCAGUCGACGCGUAUCAGUACUCAACGGAAGCCCGUUCAGAUUGUCUCGAUGACGCGGUGUCAGAAUCGCUUGAAUCGCUGCAAACAGAUACCCCAAUGUGAUGACUUCCAGGAUAAAUUCGGUGGACUCUUCUCAUCUGCCCAGAAUGAUCUCAUCUGCGGAACAGACGCUAAAACUUACUCCAAUGAGUGUGAAUUGGCCCAUGCUACAUGCCUACGCGGAGUUCAGCUGGCUCAUAUUGGUCCAUGCACAAAACUCAAGCCAGCCAGAUACGAUUGCAGUGCAGACUGUGACCCGGAGGAAGAUCCUGAGAGCCCAGUUUGUGGAUCCGAUGGAAAUGCCUACCGGAACAUGUGCGAAAUGAAGCAGAAGACCUGUGGACUGCGAGUGGUGCCAGUUUCACUGAAAAACUGCGUCCUGACCGCUCACUGUGAUGCCAAUUGCGAAGAAAUGGAGGGCAGCUUUGUCUGUGGAUCCGAUAAUCAUCUGUACAAGUCCGAGUGUCACAUGCGCAAGGAAAAUUGUGGAAAGCACAUCUUUGUGGUGCCCAUGAAGCGAUGCCUGGCCGCUUUCACCUUCAAGGGCUGCUCCCGCAUGUGUCCACAAGAAUACGAGCCCGUUUGCGGAACUGACGAUAAAACCUACUCCAACGAAUGCUUCCUGAGCAUUGAGAAUUGCCGUUCGCAUGCUGUCCAGCUCAAACACUAUGGAGCUUGUGGCCGACCCGAACAACCCUCUCACAACUACCUGUACUAGCCGCGCGUGGACAGAGCGCCCGGGAGAUGCUGAGAAUCCGGACCUUUUGACGCCUUUGUUGUACAAAUCAGUUUUAUUUGUGGGAAUAUUCUGUGUCUCUUUGCUAAGCGCCACGCCUUGGGAGAUUUUGUGUAAUCUACCACCUUUUAUACGAAUCGAUGUACACUAGUGCUAAGUUAUUUAUUUAAUUAUUAUUUAAAUAAACAGUGUUUUAAGAGUA
Phlebotomus papatasi is the source of this 2323-nucleotide messenger RNA. Its product is annotated as agrin. Gene Ontology annotation, biological process: cell differentiation; multicellular organism development. NCBI's taxonomy places the organism in Eukaryota, Metazoa, Arthropoda, Insecta, Diptera, Psychodidae. The record is from RefSeq and is a predicted model, not a curated record. Gene Ontology annotation, molecular function: protein binding. The coding region runs from base 427 to 2103 and encodes 558 amino acids. The transcript has 9 exons.